Messenger RNA from Callorhinchus milii (elephant shark), 13558 nucleotides. Its product is annotated as histone-lysine N-methyltransferase 2C. The record is from RefSeq and is a predicted model, not a curated record. Gene Ontology annotation, cellular component: MLL3/4 complex; nucleus. Gene Ontology annotation, molecular function: histone binding; histone H3K4 methyltransferase activity; transcription coactivator activity. NCBI's taxonomy places the organism in Eukaryota, Metazoa, Chordata, Chondrichthyes, Chimaeriformes, Callorhinchidae. Gene Ontology annotation, biological process: positive regulation of transcription by RNA polymerase II.
GUCUCGCCCUACGCGACCUGCUCGCCUCGCGGCCCCAUCCUGGGGAUGUUGAGCUCACGGAUUCCCGCGCCCGCCUUCAUACCUAUGGUACCAAAAAUCGGCAUGGGCAAGCCAGCUAUCACCAAAAGGAAGUUCUCCCCGGGAAGACCUCGAGUGAGACAGGGCAUGUGGGCGACAAAUCCCGCGACUUCCCCGUCAUGGUCUACGGACAGUUAUGAAUUUCGGGAGAGCUUGGUAAAAUACAAGCAACCUCACAGCACCAUUUGGAGCAUCAAAGUGGGUCGCGGUGCUGGCUUUCCCGGCAAGAAGAGGCCUCGUGGUGCAGGACACCCCGGUCGGGGAGGCAAGGGCAGGUCCAAACUGAAAAAUGGCCUUGGUGCGCUCCUGACUCCAGGAGCCACUUCCAUGGAAAUGGUUGCAACUAAGGACGAGGAUGAAAACACAAUGCACAAUACCGUGGUCUUGUUCUCUACCAAUGACAAAUUCACUUUAAAACAGGACAUGUGCGUGGUUUGCGGGAGCUUUGGGAAAGGAUCAGAGGGACGGCUACUCGCUUGCUCACAAUGUGGCCAGUGUUACCACCCAUACUGUGUGAGCAUUAAGAUCACCAAGGUGGUGCUGAGCAAGGGAUGGCGGUGUCUGGAAUGCACGGUUUGUGAGUCCUGCGGGAAGGCCUCUGACCCCGGGCGACUUCUCCUGUGUGACGAUUGUGACAUCAGCUACCACACUUAUUGCCUGGACCCACCUCUGCAGACGGUCCCUAAAGGUGGCUGGAAGUGCAAAUGGUGUGUCUGCUGCCUGCAGUGUGGGUCAACCUUGCCUGGAUUCAAGUGUGAAUGGCAGAACAAUUAUGCACAGUGUUCGCCUUGUGCAAGUCUGGCCACCUGCCCGGUCUGUGGCAAGAACUACAGGGAGGAGGAGAUUAUCAUCCAGUGCAGACAGUGUGACAGGUGGAUGCACGCUUCUUGUCAGAGCCUGACCACAGAGGAUGAAGUGGAGGCGGCAGCGGAUAGUGGCUUUGAUUGUUUCACGUGCAGGCAAUAUGUGCCGACUACCCCAGUGACUACCUCAGAAGCGAAGGAGUUGACUUUGGCGACUCCUCAAGUAUUCACAAAGAUGAAAGAAUCAGAGCCCACGCGGACAUACACCCAGGAUGGGGUCUGCCUGACCGAGCUGGGCAUGUCACAGCUACAGAGCCUGAGUGUGGCCGCCCCUCGGAGGAAACGGCCCAAACCGAAGCUGAAGCUGAAGAUCAUAAACCAGAACAGCGUGGCUGUGCUGCAGGCCUCGGUAGAUCCCCAGUCAGAGCAGUCUCGAGACAUGGAGGGCGACGUGGAAGACAACAGAGAAACUGAUCUAAUGGACUGUGACACCAAGUCCGACAUACUUACCAGUCCCGAGCAGGAGCCCCCAGAUGAUGAAACUAAGGUUGUUGAGGGCUCUGACAUCCUGAAGAAGCGGAAACGGAAACCUUACAGACCUGGAAUUGGUGGGUUUAUGGUCCGCCAGAGGCAGAGUCGGACAGGACAGAAUAAAGCCAAGCGAUCGCUGUCCAGGAAGAGCUCCACCGGUUCCGUCUCAGAAACCAUAGGCAGCAAGGAGGAUGGUUGGAUUGAGCAGAUGCCAGAGCAUCCAGCUGACGAUUCGGCUACUGGUGCCGAGAUUGCCGAGAAGAUGAAGAAACGAUACAGGAAGAAGAAGAACAAACUGGAGGAGAUUUUCCCUGCAUACCUGCAGGAGGCUUUCUUUGGGAAAACCUUGCUGGACACGGGCCGACAGAGUAAACGGCGCAGUCUGGAAGCUCUCUCUGAUGAAGACUCAACUCAGCUGCUGAGCAGAGUGCAGAUGACAAGCAUAAGCUUCAUGAACCCUUCCUCUGAACCACUCUUGAGUUCGGCCACAGCGCAGCUUCCUGCCAAAGCAGCAGGAGGGCAAGGUGACCCGCUGGCUGACCUCUCCGAAGUGCUCACCACGGAGGUGGAUAUCCUGGGAAUGCUCUCUGACGAACUGGGGAAAACCGGAGAUGAUUCAGCUGGGCUGAAUAUUGGACACAUGUCAGAUGAUCCAUCCAGCACUUCGCAAUCGAGUGGAGGCCAGAGUUCAAGACCUUUGACCGAAGAGCAACUGGAUCGAAUCCUCAGCCCUGACCUGGAGAAGAUAGUCACAGAUGGAACAAUUCUAAGCAAGCUGUACAAAAUUCCAGAGCUGGAAGGGAAAGAAGUGGAAGAUCUCUUUACAGCUGUGCUGAGUCCUUCUGCGAACCAGAGAGCCCCACCACCUGACCAUGGAGAGGGUGGGUUUCCGAGGGUGGCAGCAAUGAAUGGCCUGAUGAGAGCAAACCAGCAGCAUCAGUCUCCUCUAACACCCGGGAGUGGGCCCUGCCUCAGCAACACUUACUCGCCCAUGCCUCCGUCACCAUUCCCUGAAAACAGCCGGGAGAAGAGCCACAGGUUCAGUCCAGUGAUCAGCGAGCCAGCUGGGCCCUGGAUUUCCUCGGCUCCUGCAGUUGAGGUGGAGGGGGACUCGCUGAACUACACCCAGCGCAGCACGCUGAAAUGGGAGAAGGAGGAAGCCCUGGGAGAGAUGGCGACGGUCGCUCCUGUUCUCUACACCAACACCAACUUCCCCAACCUGAAGGAGGACUUCCCCGAUUGGGCUACCAGGGUGAAGCAGAUCGCUAAAUUGUGGAGGAAGGCAAGCUCUCAGGAGAGAGCCCCGUAUGUGCAAAAAGCUAGAGACAAUCGCGCGGCUCUGCGUAUCAACAAGGUGCAGAUAACCAGUGAGUCUUUGAGGAGACAGCAACAGGAGUGCGUCGAUUCUGUCACCCGCCCAGACGCAGACUUGCCCUUUAAAGACCAGAUGAAGCAAAAGGAAUCUGAACAUGAGCAGGAAUGGAAGAUGCGGCAGCAAAUGCGUCAGAAGAGUAAGCAGCAAGCCAAGAUCGAGGCCACGCAAAAGCUGGAGCAGGUGAAGCAUGAACAGCAGCAACAACAGCAGCAACAGCAACAGUUUGGGGCCCAGGAACAGCUGGAGGGAGAGGACAGCCCGGAACACGGGUCUCCACUGCAAACCAAGGAAGUCUUUACUGUGAGGUCCCAGGUCCAGGGGGACGCUACGGACGAUGUCUUCCUCAGACCCCAGGCUCCGCCGCCGACCCCGACCAGGGCCUCGCUGCAGGACCCAUUCUCACAGUCUCAAACCCCACAGCCGCAGAUGUUUCCCCCCACAGUGAACCGUCCCUCAUCCCCCUGGGACCCGUAUGCUAAAAUGGUGGGGACCCCCAGACCACCUCCGCUGCAGACGGUCGCCCGGAGAAACUCGGCCCCCCCUCUGGAGUCCUGCACCUCCCCACAAGGUGGGGCCCGGCCCGGUGGGGGCAGCGAAGCCAGCGAGUCAUUUGGGUCUCUGUCACCCGGCUCCAGCGAUCCAUACGCCAAAGCUCCGGACACGCCUCGGCCCAUAAUGUGCGUGUCGCCCGCCGAUCACUUCCCUAAGGCCCUGGGGCUGCCUAGGGGGCUUGCGACCUCCGACCCCCAGGCAAGCAUGCUGGGAACUACGGGAGACCACUUUGUCAAGCCGGCUGCCAGGCCCGAAUCCUUCGCCCCCCGGCUCCAACCUCCACCAGGAAGAACACUGCCCCCCGACCCCUACGCCAGGCCAGGUGGCGAGGCCGGGGGUGGGCACUUAUUCAAGGCCCCAAUGCCUCCCCCUCAGGACCCAUACGGGCCCGUGUCACCGUCCCCCAGGCGUCUCCCCAUCGACCCCUACGAGAGGCAUCCUCUGACCCCCAGGCCUGCGGACUUUCCUGCUGCCUGUGGAUCCUUAUGCCCAGCCCCUGCACACCCUCGCCUGGGCACGGAGACGUUUCCCCACCCGCCCAGGGUCUCCCGGCCAAACCAGGUGGACAGCUUCCCUCAACCGGGGGCUGUGUCCAGGCAGAGGUCGCCUCACGACCCUUACUCCCAGCUGCCAGGGACCCCUCGGCCUGCCAUUGACCCCUACACCCAACAACCAGGAACUCCAAGACCCCAACCCCAGCAGAUAGAGCCGUAUUCUCAACAACCAUCUACUCCGAGACCCCCUCCACAGCAGAUUGACCCCUACGCCCAGCAGCCAGGAACUCCGAGACCCCAACCCCAGCAGAUUGACCCCUAUGCGCAACAACCAUCUACUCCGAGACCCCAACCCCAGCAGAUUGACCCCUACGCCCAGCAGCCAGGAACUCCAAGACCCCAACCCCAGCAGACAGAUCCCUACGCCCAGCAGCCAGGAACUCCGAGACCCCAACCCCAGCAGAUAGAUCCCUACGCCCAGCAGCCAGGAACUCCGAGACCCCAACACCAGCAGAUAGAUCCCUACGCCCAGCAGCCAGGAACUCCGAGACCCCAACACCAGCAGAUAGAUCCCUACGCCCAGCAGCCAGGAACUCCGAGACCCCAACCCCAGCAGAUAGAUCCCUACGCCCAGCAGCCAGGAACUCCGAGACCCCAACACCAGCAGAUAGAUCCCUACGUCCAGCAGCCAGGAACUCCGAGACCCCAACCCCAGCAGAUAGAUCCCUAUGCCCAGCAGCCAGGAACUCCAAGACCCCAACCCCAGCAGCUAGACCCGUAUUCUCAACAACCAUCUACUCCAAGACCCCAAUCUCAGCAGAUUGACCCGUACGCACAGCAGCCAGGAACUCCAAGACCCCCUCCACAGCAGAUUGACCCUUAUGCCCAUCAGCCGGGCACCCCUCGCCCCCAAGUUGGUGAGCGUUUUGCACAGUCCCCCGUUAGCCAGAGAUUUUCUGACCCAUACGCACAGGCUCCCCUGACCCCCAGGCCCACCAGGCCCGACCACUUCUCGCAGGCUCAGCGGCUGAUGAUGCCUGAGAGCUUUGGCCGGCCAAGGAUGAUGAGGCCUGUGUUGUUGGUCGGUCAGGACGCUUUCAUGCCAUCACUGCAUGCCAGCAGGGGCCCGGGCCUGCAAGACGCCUUCGCAAGACCUCGCACCCCACAAGGCUCCAGGCAAGAUGGCGGCCCGUUCUCACCACACGCCCCGGGACCUCGGCCAAUGGCCCACGACCCGUAUGCCCAACAGCCGGGGACCCCACGGCCUCCUCCGAGCGAGGGCUUCAGGCCAGCCAGGCUCCACCACGACAUGGGCAUCCUCCAGGGUACAGAACCCGCACAUUUUGGCAACUCGUCGGGAUCGCCGAUGAAUAACCCGCCAGCUCAGCAGUUCCCCGGUGUGCCGGCGGCAAUGGAUCCAGUCCCAAGCGAUCCGCAGAAUAACAGGCAGAGGUUGCGGGAGCUGAUUUUGAGGCAGCAGCAACAGAAGAACGCAAUCCGGCAGGAGAAAGGCCAGCAGGAGCAUGUCAUUGGGUCCAGCGUGACUCUGCUCCGCCACUGGCCCCAGGAGGAUUUAAACCGGCAAAACGAGCUGUUCGGCAGACCCCCACCCCCCUACCCCGGCAAUGUCCGUGUCCCUCUCAUUCCUCAACCAGGGCAGCGAUUUGCGGAUUCUUUUCAAAAUGUCCCCCGGGCCCGCUUCACCGCUGACCCUCAGUACAACAGAACCCAAUUCUCCGGAGAUAUCACAAGGAUUGUCAUGAGGCCCCAGGGACCAAGGUAUUCCUUUGCAGGAAGUGACCUGAGACCGAUGCUGAGUCAGGAGCACUAUCUGGGACCACAGCAGCAGAGGCAGGCUCACGGUGCCGGGAUUCCUCAGCAACUGAGGCGAUCGCUGUCCGUGGACUUGAGCAGGUCUCUAAGCGUCCAGCAGGUCAACAAUGGGUUGACCCUCCCUCAGCACUUUCCACCUCAGGGUGUGCAGAUGCAGCAGCACAACAUCCACGGGCAACCGUUCAUCGAGCUUCGUCACAGGACCCCGGAAAGCAGAGCCCGGCUUCCCUUUGCCCAAGUGGGACCCGGCCCAAGUGGGUUUGACCCAUCGAACCAGCACCCGAGACUUGGUGUCUUUAUGUCAGGGCAGGAGGGCUUCCCCCUAGUGCAGGGCCUGAGGCAGCUGGACUCUAUAUCUGUCCAACACGGCAUGCCCAACCACAUGGAAAUGCCUGGUAACUUGGUGCAGCAGAUGCAUGUCAACCAUCCAGGAAUGCCCCUCUCCCGCUCCCUUAGCAACCCACCCUCCAGCCAGACCUACUCUUCAAUGCUGGCGUUGGGAACUGGCAAUGCUUGCGCCCAAGAGAGUGAUGGCAUGGUCGAGAAACUGGACCCUGACGAUCCCUCAGUGAAAGAUCUGGAUGACAAGGAUCUGGAGGGGGUGAGGGAUCUAGAUGACGAGGAUCUGGAGAACCUGAACUUGGAUCCGGUGGAUGAGAAGGGCGACCCCGACCUGGACAAUCUGAACAUAGAAACCAAUGACCCUCACCUCGACGACCUGCUGAAGUCCGGAGAGUUCGACCUCAUUGCUUACACAGACCCUGAGCUCGAUCUGGCCGACAAGAAGGACAUGUUCAACGAAGAAUUGGAACUCAACGAUCCAAUGGAUGAUAAGCUGGAAGACGAGAGCAAGGUGGAAGCUGACCAGGCGAGAGUAGGUGAGACCGCCGGUGCCUUCACUCCCAAAGAGGAGGCUAUAGAGGCCACAAACGAGGGACCAGGUGAAAGUUGUCCCAAAGAUCCGACGGACACUGUAAAACUUGAACCCAGUGGAGCCGAUGACCGCAGUGGGGCUUCUUGCGUCGAAGGAGUGACCGAGUCCAAGAUGGCAGAUGUGCCGAAGGAGAGAGGCCCUGACUGUAAUUCCCGCGAGGACGGAGAUGUGGAGCAGGUGAAGGAGGACGAAAGGCUGGAUGGCAACCGAGGAUCCAGUGAAAUGAGCCCUGAUUCCCGGUCAUCUUCUCAAAUGGCCGUGUCCACUCCAGUGCUAUCAAGCUUGCUGACCGAGAAGCCAACUAACCUGGGGUUUGGGUCACUGGGCUCGCUAUUGCCUCAGUCAAACCCGAACCCCAACAUGCCGCUGUCCCCCAGCAUGGUGAUCUCUCAGGGGCAGACGGCGGAGAAUACAGCAAGUCACAACUUGCAGUUGGGGCAACGGCUAAUCCAUGGCUUCACUCAGGGCCCCUCUUUGAAUCAGAACUUCCUCCAAGAGCAGCAGGCAGCCAGCCAACCGGGCAAUACGGCGACUCCGCAGCAGAUGAUGCUCCCUCAAACCAUGGGUCCCCAGGGCCAGCGAGAGAGGCCCCUUCUUCUGGAAGAGCAGCCUCUUCUUCUGCAGGAUCUUCUGGAGCAGGAAAGGCAGGAGCAGCAGCAGCAGAGGCAGAUGCAAGCCAUGAUACGGCACCGCUCCACCGAUUCCUUCUUCCCCAACAUUGAUUUUGAUGCCAUCACAGAUCCCAUCAUGAAAGCAAAAAUGGUAGCGUUGAAGGGAAUCAACCGCGUUAUGGCCCAAAACAACCUGGGGAUGCCACCGAUAGUGAUGAACAGAUUUCCGUUCAUGGGACAGCAAAUCUCCGGCAACCCAAGCAAUGAUGGCGGACAGAAUCCCAUCAACCAAGGAGUUGGCUCGGAUGGAAGUUUACCCCCUCAGAUGUCUCGCCCAAAUCCUCCAACGUUUGGUCCUGGCUUUCUAAACGACGCCCAGAGGAAGCAGUACGAGGAGUGGCUGCAGGAGACUCAACAGCUCCUCCAGAUGCAGCAAAAGUUCCUGGAGGAGCAGAUCGGGGUUCACCGCAAAUCCAAGAAGGCUCUCUCAGCCAAGCAGCGAACUGCCAAGAAGGCUGGCCGUGAGUUCCCGGAGGAGGACGCUGAGCAACUCAAGAACGUGACCGAGCAGCAGAGCAUGGUGCAGAAACAGCUGGAACAGAUUCGGAAGCAGCAGAAGGAGCAUGGUGAGCUGAUGGAGCAAUAUCGCAUCAAACAACAGUGUCCAAUGCCCUCACCCACUCUGCUGUCCGCAGUGCCCCCCCAGGCCCUGCCCGUUCAGGGGGGGCCUCCAGCCUCGCAGCUUCAGCCCCCCAUCGCCGGCCAGCCCACCCCACCCAGGAUGCCUAAUGCGCCCCAGCCCCACCACCUCCCCAUGGCAAUCGCUCGGAUGCAGCCUCCGGGGGCAUCUCCAGCCUCCGUCCCGCCUCCCGCCAUGGCGAGCGGCCCUCCACCGCCCGCCCAGGGAGGGGGCACCACGCCCGGCCCCGCCCCUGGCCCCCAGCAGCAGCCGCCCCCGCGGGUGGAGUUCGAUGACAACAACCCAUUCAGCGAGAGCUUCCAGGAGCGGGAACGUCGAGACAGGCUGCGGGAGCAGCAGGAACGUCAGAGGAUCCAGUUGAUGCAGGAGGUGGAGCGACACAGAGCCUUGCAGAAGCGAAUGGAGAUGGAGCAACAGCAACAGCAGCAGCAAGGAAUGCUGGCAGACAUGAACAGAUCCACUUUGUGCCAAAUGCCCUACUACAACAACGACCUGCCCCACGACUUCCUACACUCCCCGAGACCCCAGGGGCAUGCGCCUGCAGGACCAGCCCCCCGCUUCCUGGGCUCCCCCCCGGCUUUCAUAUCGUGCGGGGAGCGGCGGCUCCAGGGGCAACCAGGGUUCGGCCCCGAAGCUCCUAUCCACCACCCUCCCCCCGCCCUCGGCUUCCUGCAGGCCCAGCCCAGGAUCCCCUUCCCCGCCGGGGGGGCCGGGCUGCCUCAGGGCAGGGGCGAGCCAGCACCAUUUGGCUCGGACACCACCGCGCACCUUCCCGGCCAGUCCCUCAUCCAGCUCUACUCCAACAUUAUCCCUGAGGAGAAGGGGAAAAAGAAGCGGAGUCGGAAGAAGAAGAGCGAGGGAGAGGAGGGGGAACCGGUCCACACGCCCUCCACCCCUCGCUCGGACCACACCGCCCCACCCACCCCCACACCCAGCUACUCGGACUCUGCCUCCAUCCCCUCCCUCGGAGAGCCAGGGGCGGAGCCAGACUACCGCGGCCCAGAGCAGCCCCCAACUGAGUUGGAGAGACAACUCUCAGCACAGACCCUGGGACCCCACACCAGCUCCAACCCUGACCCACCCCACGCCUGUCCUGGCGAAGUGAAGACAGAGCGGGCUGAUGAGGUCCAAUGCCAAGGGCAGCCCAAGGCGGAGUCAGCAAGCCCGGUGAAGGUAGAGGAGGAUAAUAAGGCUACCGUGCCCCCGUCCCCCACCGAGCAGAGCGCAGCCCCCCUGCCAGGAGCCAAGCAGGAGUUGGGAAACGAGCUCCUGAAACAUCUGCUGAAGAACAAAAAUCCUCCUCUCCUCCCCCACCAGAGGCCUGAGGACGGGCCCUACCUGGAGAGCAAGAUGGCAAGGAAGCUAACAGAGGGGCUGAUGCCUGUGGAUUGCAGAAUGCAAACUGCACCAUCUGGGUUUUCUUUCGAUGGGAAGGUGUGUCAGUUGCAGAAGAGGGAGCUUGAGGAGGAGACGAAGAGGCCCAAAACCAAACGGGGGCAGAAGAUGGGUGAGAAGGCUCUGCCCCGCUCCAAGAAACGCAAGAAAGCUGAGGAGGACAGGCAGGCGGUUUACCCCAACACCGAUGCUCUGAUGAACCAGCUAAAGCAGCAAUUGACUCUUCUCCCCCUGAUGGAGCCAACCAUCGGGGUGAACUUUGCCUAUUUCCCUCCGUAUGGCAGUGGGCAGCUCAAUGAUGAAAAUCAGCUGAUGGGAUCUUUUGGCAACGGUGCCCUGGACGGGGUCCCAGAUUACUAUUCCCAGCUCAUUUACAAGCAGAACAACCUGAGCAACCCUCCCACCCCACCCGCUUCCUUGCCCCCGACCCCGCCCCCAGUGGCCCGGCAGAAGAUGGUGAACGGCUUCGCCACCACCGAGGAGCUGACCAGUAAAGCAGGAGUCAUCGGACACCACGACGUAACGAAGGGACUCGGACCCAAACAGUACCAGCUGCCUUUCCGACCUGAGGACGAUUUGCUAGCAAGAGCUAUAGCUCAUGGACCCAAAACAGUAGACGUUCCAGCCUCCCUCCCAACUCCACCUCACAACAACCAGGAGGAAUUAAGAGGCCAGGAUCACUGUGACCAGGAUGACUGUGGUGACUCUUCGGACAGCUUUGUCGCUUCGUCAUCGCCGGAAAGCGUGGUGGGGUUGGAGGUCAGCAGAUAUCCUGACUUAUCCCUCGUGAAAGAAGAGCCACCGGACCCUGCCUCAUCCCCAGUCAUUCCUAUUCUGCCGAGCUCCGCUGGCAAAGGUUCUGAAGCCAGGCGGAAUGACAUGAAGCUGGAAGCCAUGUCAGGAAACACAGGGUCUAUGUUUUUUGGGAGUCAGUUUGGACAGUCUCAAAACGGGCCCAAGAUUGGCCUGGUGUCAGUAGCACUCACACUGACUCCUACAGCGGCUGAGGACAUAAAUGGAGUAGUAGCAGCCGUGGCUGACCUUCUUCGAGUCAAAGUUCCCAACAGUUACGAGGUCAGCAAUGCCAGUGAGCCACCAUCCAUGGCUUUGCUCAACACAUACAAGUACAACCAAGCUCCGGAGGGCAGACCUCCAUACAGCCCCCAUCCGGGGCUCACUGGACCCAUCCGGAUAGUGAGGUCGGCUGGACAGCAGGGACUCCCCUACGUGACGCUCCCCGGUGGCACCAUCUCAAUGAAGACAGAUCAUCGAGCAGUUGUGGACAGCUCUGCCAGCACUAAGCCCCAGUGGUGCCGUCAUUGUGACGUGGUGGUGCUCGGUAACGGUGUGCGGAAAACUGUUAUGGAUCUUCCGUGUCACAAACCGGAUUCAAGAGACAGGAUGUGGAAAGUGGAGGCUGAUAUUGUCUUCUGUAGUAACAGCUGUUUUCUGCAAUACUCGAUGGCCACGCAAGCCAGAACACCCGAGUCAAAGGAAGGGGCGCUUUUAGCAACCGAACAGCCUGUGAAGGAGAUGGUGAGAAACACCUUCCAUCACUACAACAACAACACCUCUGCCCUGGACGUCCACCGCCUCCCGAGGCUACAGGAGAACACAGCGUCAGCCACCACUCCAGCCCUCUGCUUCCCUCCCGCCUGCUCAGAGCUCCCCAAACAGGAGCCCAAGGCGGAGGACCUCAAGGUGACGGUCAAGCUAAAGCCCAGGCCUCGGUCUCUCCACGGCUCCCUGGACGAAACCCGGCCGGUGCUUAAAAGGUGGAAAGGGAUGAAGUGGAAAAAGUGGCGAGUUCAGAUAGUCAUCCCCAAAGGGCAUCUGAAGGUACCCUCGGAGCAGGAGAUCGAUGAGCUGCUGAAGAGACUGGGGACCUCUCUCAAGCCAGAACCCAUCCCUCGAGACUACAGGAGAUGCUGCUUCUGCCACGAAGAGGGCGAUGGCACGACCGACGGAGCCGCGAGGCUCUUGAACCUGGACCUGGACCUGUGGGUCCACCUGAACUGCGCGCUGUGGUCCACAGAGGUGUACGAGACGCAGGCUGGGGCCUUGAUCAACGUGGAGGUGGCCUUGCGGAGGGGCCUGUCCAUGAAGUGCGUCUUUUGUCACAAAAUGGGGGCCACCAGCACCUGUCACCGCAUCCGCUGCACCAAUGUCUAUCAUUUCACCUGUGCCGGCAAAGCCCAGUGCAUGUUCUUCAAGGACAAGACCAUGUUGUGUCCCCUCCACAAGCCCCGGGGGCCACACGAGCAGGAGCUCACCUACUUUGCCGUCUUUCGGAGGGUCUACGUCCAGAGGGAUGAGGUCAAACAGGUGGCCAGCAUCGUGCAGCGGGGCGAACGCAACCACACCUUCCGCGUGGGCAGUCUGAUCUUCCAUGCCAUCGGGCAGCUCCUGCCGCAGCAGAUGCAGGACUUCCACAGCAGAUUGGCGCUCUACCCAGUGGGCUAUGAGGCCAGCCGGCUGUACUGGAGCACCCGCUACUGCAACAAGCGCAGCCGCUACUUGUGCUCCAUCGAGGAGAGGGAUGGGCUCCCCGAGUUCCUGAUCCGCGUCAUCGAGCAGGGCCAUGAGGACCAGGUGCUCAAGGGCAGCUCUCCCAAAGCAGUGUGGGAGAAGCUUCUAGAACCGAUAGCCCGGCUCCGGAGAGAUGCUGACAUGCUGAAACUCUUCCCGGACUAUCUGAAAGGCGAUGACCUCUUUGGCCUGACUGUUUCUGCAGUCACCCGAAUAGCAGAAUCGUUACCUGGAGUCGAGAGCUGUGAAAACUACAUGUUUCGCUACGGCCGAAACCCACUAAUGGAGCUCCCACUAGCAAUAAACCCUUCCGGCUGUGCCCGAUCCGAACCCAAAAUGAGUAUCCAUGUCAAGAGGCCGCACACACUGAACAGCACCACCACAUCAAAGUCUUUUCAGAGCACUGUAACAGGAGAGCUGAAUGCACCUUAUAGCAAGCAGUUUGUUCAUUCCAAGUCCUCCCAGUACCGCAAAAUGAAGACUGAAUGGAAGAUUAACGUGUACCUGGCCCGUUCUCGCAUCCAGGGCCUUGGCUUGUAUGCUGCAAGAGACAUUGAGAAACAUACCAUGGUCAUUGAGUACAUUGGAACAAUCAUCCGCAAUGAAGUUGCUAACAGGAGAGAGAAACUGUAUGAAUCACAGAACCGUGGAGUAUACAUGUUUCGCAUUGACAACGAUCAUGUCAUUGAUGCAACAUUGACAGGAGGACCUGCCAGGUAUAUUAAUCAUUCCUGCGCACCGAACUGUGUGGCCGAGGUGGUAACGUUUGAGAAAGGGCACAAAAUAAUCAUCAGCUCUAACCGCAGGAUCCAGAAAGGAGAGGAGUUGUCCUAUGACUACAAAUUUGAUUUCGAAGACGACCAGCACAAGAUCCCAUGUCACUGUGGAGCUGUGAACUGCCGUAAAUGGAUGAACUAAAGCCAUCACCUUUGGGGUUGAUUGUCCUGGGGGAGAGAUGCUUUUUCAUUUUAAAAAAACGAAAGCCUGUAAACUCGCAGGUGAAAUCUCUUCGCCCCCAGUGGCAGUAGCAGAGCUCUGUAAACGAGCUUCAACUGAAGCCGGGGAAAUCAUCACAGGUCACUGGGCCUCCCAUUCAUGGGUUUGUUUGUUCAUAAUGCAGGUGGCAGCGGAUUACUGAUACCAGGGGGUCCAUCCUUUUAGCUGCUGAGGUCUGGAUGCCGGAUUUGAGAAACGUUCGCGGGCCACAUAAGCAAUAUUUUAUCCUGAUUGGCCAGGCCCGUUGUUGGGCAGAGCCUGAGCGCCCGGCGACUGUCUCUUGAUUGGCCAGUCCCGUUGUCGGGCAAAGCCUGAGCACCCGGUGACUGUCUCUUGAUUGGCCAGUCCCGUUGUCGGGCAGAGCCUGAGCACCCGGUGAUUGUCUCUUGAUUGUCAGACAAUGAGUUGGAAAUGGUUUGAGGGCUGGAUGAAAUCAUCCCUUGGGCCGGAUAAGGCCCGCGGGCCUGCAGUUGGACCACCCUGACUUACAUAUAAAUAUAUAUGGUCUAGCACUGGAGUUGCUGUCCUAUAUUGAUGAGCGAGAAAUGUUCUUUUUUAAAAACUAGGAAGAAGGAAAACAAUAUAUAAAAAACAAUGGCUGACCUGCGUCCCAAGUAGGGCAGACACUUAAUGAAUGUAGGACUGAAAUCGCCAGCUAGGGGGAAAGAUCGACAGUGCUGGUCACAGCCUUACUUGUAAGGGGCAGGCCCUCUGGCACGUUUAAAAG